Messenger RNA from Eremothecium gossypii ATCC 10895, 1668 nucleotides. It is a transcript of the gene DRN1, whose product is annotated as Drn1p. Gene Ontology annotation, cellular component: post-mRNA release spliceosomal complex. The coding region runs from base 1 to 1668 and encodes 555 amino acids. Gene Ontology annotation, molecular function: RNA lariat debranching enzyme activator activity. Gene Ontology annotation, biological process: mRNA splicing, via spliceosome. The record is from RefSeq and is marked provisional. NCBI's taxonomy places the organism in Eukaryota, Fungi, Ascomycota, Saccharomycetes, Saccharomycetales, Saccharomycetaceae. The transcript has 2 exons.
AUGUUUAUUCCCACGCCUAUUUUAGGUUUGGCCAUCGGAGGUCAGAAGUUUACAGUCAGAGUUCAGGCAUGCUACGCUGGCGCGCAGACUGAAAAAAAAAAUAUCAACAUAUAUAUAUAUUCAUUCUCAUCGGUGAAAGGAACGGUCUCUGAAGCUGGUCAUUCAAGCACCAUGCCAAAGCAGAAAGUAUUGCUUCUUCGUUCGAGCUCUGCGACUUUGGAUGAGGUUCUCAAAAAAGCUGCCGACCUGAAUAGUAAAUCGGGACCAUUCGAUGCUACCAUUAUAACAGGAGCUGUGCUCACAGAUUUAGCGUUCAAACCAGCAAACCCGGUUUCUUUUCCUGUGUAUGUUACCAAUGGGGGGCAGUUCGUUAGCGAACUGCGCGGAUCACAUACCAUAUGCGAUAAACUCAUCCUAUUAAACGAACAUGGCAUUUACGAACUUCCUAGUGGGAUGAAGAUCGGCUACUUUACGCCUUCUGAGCGCAUAGAGCCUUCUGCCGUCGAUGCCGAGCUAGAGAUCUUCAAAAAGGUGGGACGGUUAGAUAUACUACUGACCAAGGAGUGGCCGAAGUCUGUCCGCUCAAAGUUGGAAGAGGUGUCUGGCACUGAUACCGUGGACCAGUUGGUCAUUAGUAGCAAGCCUCAGUAUCACUUCGCGACACUAGGAGACAAAUAUUUUGAACUGGAACCCUUUGGAUGGGACCGGAGUAGCAUGCCAGAUAUUACCCGUUUUAUUAACCUGGCUACGUUUGGAAGCGGUGAGAAAUGGGCAUAUGCAUUCAAUAUCACGGUCGGUACAGACCAGGAGGCUUCUGUUCCGACAAAUCUAACUACGAACCCGUUUAUUACAAUGGAUAGGCCGAAACGGGACCUGGACUCGGAUCCACUCCCCCCACCAAAGAAGCGCACAAAAGUGUUGCCGGCAGCAUGCCACUUCUGCUUAAGCAAUCCUUCUGUCGAAGACCAUAUGGUCAUAUCGAUUGGCAAGCACUCUUAUUUGACCAUUGCGAAGGGCCCUCUUUCGGUACCUAGAGGGGAGAUGACCUUUUCUGGUCAUUGCCUGAUUAUUCCUAUUGAUCAUGUGCCAAAAUUCAAUAGCGCCUCACCAGACCAAACAACCUCAGCCAUAAUGGAAACCGAAAUGGGGAAAGAAGUUAUGCGUUACGAAUCUGCACUGGUCAACAUGAAUUACAAGAAAUUUGACAUGUCGACGCUCGUCUUUGAAAUCAAUUCGGUCAACUCUGUUCACUUUCACAAGCAGGUGGUUCCUGUGCCGAAAUAUCUGAUAGGAAGCUUCACCACUGCAUUGGACCGCCAGUUACACAUAAACAAUGAGAAGUUUAAAAAAAAUGCAAACUUCACCUUCCAAGAUUUUGAAGGUUUACAGCAUCCGGACUUCCUUGCACUGGUCAAUGAUCCUAAGACGAAUUACAUGCAGUUUACUGUGUAUGAAACACAUAAAGCCAGCCCCAAGGUCUUUAUUGCUACUUUCAAGUCCGAGGACAGCAUUGAUCUACAGUUUGGUAGAAGGGUGGCUGCGUUCCUUCUCAAAUUACCCAAGCGUGUAAUAUGGAACUCCAAGGCUUGCCUUCAAUCCAAGGAAGAAGAAGAGAUAGAGGUUAAAGACUUUCAGCGUAGUUUUCAAGAUUUUGAAUUUACAGAAUGA